Messenger RNA from Menidia menidia (Atlantic silverside), 2433 nucleotides. Lineage: Eukaryota; Metazoa; Chordata; Actinopteri; Atheriniformes; Atherinopsidae. The record is from the annotation of a GenBank genome assembly.
AAAAACAAAACAAAACAAAAACCACCAAAUUAAAAUGACCUGAGAGAUGUAGUGCUGGUGGCAGCUCCGUACCGCCGUGCGUAAGGCUGCGGGAGCAGGUGGAUGGAUGGAGGGGCCGGGGGGAUGCAGCUCCCCGGCGGGUCGGCGCCGCUCUGGAGCGCCAGGACUCCCCGUUCUCCCCCCCCGGGACACCCUGCCCAUUUGGAUGCGAUGUGAUGCUGAAGUUCUACGUUUACAUAUCGCUCUUGCUAUCUUGUCGUGUAUCUACAAUGUGAUAAUCGUGGCUCCUUGUACGUGAAAAUCCCUGAUUAUCCCAGUCCCUACAGCCCCAGACCCUUAGACUUCAAACCCUCACAUUCCCAGUACCCCUGGCUGUUAUCUUUUCCCUUUGGAUAAACCCCAGCAGUCCCUUUAACCUCACCUCUACAACCUUGUUCUGUAAAUUCAUAGCUUUGAAUAACACGAGUCAGCAUUAAUCACAGCCAUGCUAAUUUCUGAUUACGACUUUACUCCUUACGCUCAUCGUCUUUAGAAACUUCGAAUCUCUGAUCUCUUAAGUCCACCCAAAAGUCAUGGCCUUGGAUCCGUGGUCAUUUGUCCCCCCUUCCCCCAACGCCUCCAUCCCGGCUCCCCUCUUUUACGACUCCUACGCCCAAGAGAACGAGUCUUACUUGGACUUCAACGUCACCCGGACCACCGAGCGCCACCAGGACAAGACCAGCUCCAUGGUCAUCACCUUCAUCUACUUCAUGGUGUGCGCGGUGGGAUUGUGCGGCAACGCCCUGGUCAUCUACGUCAUCCUGCGCUACGCCAAGAUGAAGACGGUGACCAACAUCUACAUCCUCAACCUGGCGGUGGCCGACGUCCUGUGCAUGAUGAGCCUGCCCUUCAUCGCCCUGCAGCUGGCGCUGGUCCACUGGCCCUUCGGAGAGGCUCUGUGCAGGGUGAUCAUGACCGUAGACUCUCUCAACCAGUUCACCAGCAUCUUCUGCCUCAUGGUGAUGAGCAUCGAUCGCUACCUGGCCGUCGUCCACCCCAUUAGGUCCACAAAAUGGCGGAAGCCCCGCAUAGCCAAGCUAAUCAACCUCACAGUAUGGGUCGUUUCCCUGCUGGUCAUCCUGCCGACCAUGAUCUUCAGCGGGCUGAAUAAGGUGCCCGUGUGCGGGAUAGUGUGGCCCGAGCCUCAGGACGUCUACUACACGGCCUUCAUAUUCUACACCUUUUUCAUUGGAUUCUUUAUGCCGUUGGCAGUGAUAUGUCUGUGCUACCUGCUCAUUAUAGUCAAGGUGAAGUCGUCUGGAUUGCGAGUUGGUUCCACCAAGCGCAAACGCUCGGAGCGCAAGGUGACGCGGAUGGUGUCCAUCGUGGUGGCGGUGUUCGUCCUGUGCUGGCUGCCUUUCUACAUUUUCAACGUCACCUCCGUCACCGGCUCCAUCAAGCCCACCUCCGCCCUGAAGAGCACCUUCGACUUCGUGGUGGUCCUGGGCUACGCCAACAGCUGCGCCAACCCCAUCCUCUACGCCUUCCUGUCGGACAACUUCAAGAAGAGCUUUCAGAACGUCCUGUGCCUGAAGAAGGUGGCGGGCCUGGACGAGAUCGAGCGCAGCGACAGCAGGGCGGACAGGAGCCGGAUGGUCAAUGAAGCCGUGCUCAUCAGCGCCAACUUGGAGACUCACAACGCCGCCCUGCUUAACGGCGAGCUGCAGACCAGCAUCUGAGAGUACAGGGGCAGAAAAACAUAGCGGGAGCCAGGGGAAACUGACUCCAGACUAAAGGACUGCUUUAGAAAAAGAACAACCUGUAAUCUUCUGCCAUGGAUGCUAACUGAUGAGCAAAGUCUAAAUGACAAAUAAACUAUUUCUUAAGGUUUUUUUUUUAGGGGACAGGAAAGGCACACUGAUCACUCUUGAUCGUUGACUUAAUAAGGCAACCUCAGCUUGUUGACCCUGAGACGCAGUGGGGAGAAAGAAAAUCAUUAUUUUUACCCAAGUGGUUUUAAAACGCAAAGAGGAAUUGAUGGUGACACUGAAAUCAAACACGCCUAAGAGGGCUGUUUCUGCUAGUUCAACUGGUACAAGAAGGAAACAGUAGGCAGGGUGAAGGGAAGCUGCUGUUCGCCCAAUAAAAAAGAUUUAAAAAACGACGGGGGUGGCAGACCUAAGCUAGAGUCGGGGAUGAACAAGACUGAAUUUGUUCUAAUAUACAACGGUCUCAGUGAUUCCUUGGACAUGCUGCAAAAAGGAAUUGGACAAAACCCCUCAGUGGAAAACAGAUGGCAGAAUAAUUCCCUACAGCCUCUCAAACACAAGAAACAGAAACAACCACGCUCAGAUGAAUUGUGUCCCUGUCAUAUUUCGUUAACAUCAGAUGGUUAGUUUGGUCCUUCAUGAUCAAAAAGUCAACAAAGUGGCACUAUUCCUCUGUCUACCCCCC